AUGUCCGACGCUUCUGCGUCACCGUCGCCGUCCGUCGCACCCUCUCCCGAGUUCACCCUUCGUGACUACGUGGUGCAUCAGCGUGCGUUACAGCAGCUGCUGCGGUCUCAACCGGUGUGGCUGCUCGAUGACGUACUCGGCCUGCGGUAUCGCGCACGACUCCGGCUGCGUCUCUCACCGCGCCCACAGCUUCACUUCACGGAAGAUGCCGAAGAUGACUCUCACUCCUUCGAGACGGACUGGCCGUCGAGUAAACGCCACGACGCAGCAGAGCACGGUAACAAUGACUUCCAGGCAUCCGCCAUGGAUGAUGGAUAUCCUGUCGUCCCUCUCACCCCCGCCUGCAGUAUCGAGCCGGCGGCGGAGGCAGAUGAGGCGUGCGGCAGUGGCGUGCGUCUCCGUAUUGCUCCUGACGCUGCCUGUGGUGCCGCCGCGUCAGCCGAUUCCCUCUCCUUUCUCAUCAUCCCUGCUUCCACGGAGGCAGGGCUCACCCCCGCCUCAGCCUGGGUGACGGUGUUGCGUCGUCUCUGCCGUCUGUCCAGUGCGCCGCCGCGCGCGAGUGGCGUUGUCGACGCUACUAAACGAUUGAAAGGCGAUUGGGGCACACCGUCGGCGCCCUGUCACGUUGAUCCCGUAUCGACGGACCAAAAUGGCGUCGUCACUCCGUCAGCGGUCAAUGAAGGUGAUGAGGGCAUGUUGACGAUCGCCACACCAACCCCUAGCUCCUGCGGUGGCUAUGCAUCGUCUCCCGUUUCUGUGGAGGUGCCUCCUGUGUCUUCGCCGGCGCACCUGAUAGCCGGUACAAUUCUUGACAGGGAUGUGGAGGAAGACAGGCGGCAACUAGAGCGCCUCACCGAGGCCCUGCGCGCCCGAACUCGCGAAGCGGCGGAGCUCAAGGCGCAGCUGCGACAAGUGACUACGACGACGCCGUCCCUAGCUUCCGCACGGCUCGAUCCAACGCUGUCGAACAGGUCUGCCGCGGUCGACAGCACUGCUGCUGCCACACCUGCGGUAGUGGCUGCUGGCGAGGAAGUGGAACGGCCUCCAACAAUGGCGCACGUGAGCAGCGGCCUCGUGCCGGCACUGCAGGGGUUUCCGCCUCACCUCGCCGAGAUGUCUUCCGAGGAUGACGACGACAACGAGAGCGGUGGCGACGACGAUGAGGACGGCUCUUCGGGCGAGCACGGCGCUGGCCGAGCGGCACCGAACUGCUUCAGAGGCAGCCCCAGCAGUGCGGCAUUCAUCCUCUCCGAAGACUCGGCACGGCCACAAGCGCCACGCAGCGGUCAUGUGUGCAACCUCGGCUCCCUCGGCCCCACGUGCGGCGAUGAGGACGCGCUGCGCAUUUACAAUGAAAUCCACGGAGGUCACAGCAGCAGCUGCAGCAGCGACCGCCGCUCCUCGUCCUCAUCCAUGUCAAGCGCGACCUCGGUGAGCAUGCCGCAGCCAGCUGGGUGA
Leishmania major strain Friedlin is the source of this 1458-nucleotide messenger RNA. RefSeq lists its product as hypothetical. The record is from RefSeq and is a predicted model, not a curated record. The transcript has a single exon. Lineage: Eukaryota; Euglenozoa; Kinetoplastea; Trypanosomatida; Trypanosomatidae. Bases 1 to 1458 code for a protein of 485 amino acids.